This is a messenger RNA of Sander lucioperca (pikeperch), 4968 nucleotides long. Its product is annotated as integrin alpha-D. Gene Ontology annotation, biological process: integrin-mediated signaling pathway; cell-cell adhesion; cell-matrix adhesion. NCBI's taxonomy places the organism in Eukaryota, Metazoa, Chordata, Actinopteri, Perciformes, Percidae. Gene Ontology annotation, cellular component: external side of plasma membrane; integrin complex. The record is from RefSeq and is a predicted model, not a curated record. Gene Ontology annotation, molecular function: integrin binding. The coding region runs from base 141 to 3671 and encodes 1176 amino acids. The transcript has 31 exons.
CUUCUGAGAGAAUUGCAGUGAGAACAGAAGUGUCACAACCACCUGUUACGGAAACGCCCUCAUUUAAAAAGCACACAGGAAGUAUUGCACAAGUUACACUGCGAAAAAUACCAGCAGCACUGUUUGCUGCGAGGAGAGUGAUGGGAAAGAUGCAUGGGCAGCGUCGCAUCUUCCUGCUCACCUUCAUGGUGGCUGCUGCCAUCCCGGUAUCUUUGGCUUUCAACAUUGAUAUGACAAAUCCUGAUGUCUAUACUGGUGAACAAAAUGAUUUCUUUGGCUACAAAGUGCUUCAAUUCAUGUCUGGCACGAAUAAAGGAAUAAUCGUUACUGCACCGCUACAGCUAAAUGGAUCAGGGGGAAUAUGCAAACUGGACCAAAUACAAACCACCAAGUGCUUCAACCCUGAAGACACAAAAAUACCAGUCAAGCAUUUUGGCCUGUCAAUAGCUGAGAACUCCAAACUCUCCCAAUUCACUGUUUGCAGUCCAAGUUUAAUUCAUGAAUGUUAUGGGAACUCCUAUAUGAACAGCUUGUGCUACAAGAUCACAGAUCAUCUUGUGCCAAUUUCCAAUUUCACACCGGCUUUCCAAGAAUGUGAAAAAAAGACAGUGGACCUCGUCUUUCUAUUUGAUGGAUCAAGGAGUAUGACCGAAGGAGAGUUCAACAAAAACAAAGAUUUCAUAGUGGAUAUUAUCAACAGCCUUAAGAAGUCAUCAAUCAAGUUUGCAGCAGUUCAGUUCUCCACAGAUUACCGUAAAGUUUUUGAUUUCAAAGAAUAUCUAAACGGGAACUAUCUCAACAAACUUAAGGACGAACCCCAUAUGUGGAGUCUCACCAACACACACAAAGCCCUCAAAUUUGUGUUUGAACAAAUCUUUGAGAACCCAGAGGCAGGUGCCUCUGCUGAUGCAACUAAAGUUCUGGUACUAAUCACAGAUGGAGAUCCCAGUGAUUCAGACUAUUUUAACAUUGUCAAAAAAUAUGAUGACAACAACAUUAUUCGCUUUGUCAUUGGGGUAGGGGGAAAGGCAAACCUGGAUAAAUUUAAGGGCAUUGCUUCUGAACCGAGAGAAAAAUAUGCCUUCCAAAUUGAGAACUAUGACGGACUCAAAGGAAUACUGGAAAACUUUCAAAAAAAGAUCUUUACAGUGGAAGGCUCCAAAGUCGCUCGGGCAGGAGAAAUGACUAAAGAAAUGUCUCAGAGUGGAUUCAGUGCUGUCUUCUACAAAGAUACCUUGAUUCUGGGUUCAGUGGGAUCAAACAGCUGGCGUGGUUCUCUCCAAGAACGUCGUGAAGAAAAUGAAACACAAAUUGAAGAUCCUGAAAUGCCAAUGGACUCCUACAUGGGGUACUCGAUUGCUGUUGGAGAGAAGAAUAACGCUUCUUUAUAUUUCACGGGUGCACCGAGAUUUGAGCACACAGGACAGGUCGUACUUUUCACACAUGAUGGCACAAACUGGACUACAACCCAAAGAAUAAAUGGGAAACAGAUCGGUUCCUACUUUGGCGCAGAGUUGUGCUCAGUAGAUGUCAACUCAGACGGUAACACUGAUUUCCUGCUGGUAGGAGCUCCACUGUUUUACCAGCCUCAGGAAAUGAAAGAAGGCCAGAUCUACAUCUACACACUGACUGAUAAGUUGAAACUGGAAAGUGAACUGGCUGUGACUGCACCAUCCAUGGGGAGAUUUGGCACCACCAUAUCCAGUCUUGCAGAUCUGAAUGGAGAUGGACUCAAAGACGUUGCUGUUGGAGCCCCCCUUCAGGAUGAUAACAGGGGGGCAGUCUACAUCUACCUUGGUGACAGACACAGAGGGAUCCGCAGCACUUUCAGCCAGAGAAUCAUGGGACAGAAAAUAAUGCCUGGGCUGAGGUUCUUUGGACAGGCCAUUGCUGGGGACAUUGAUCUUGGGCAAGACGGACUCCCAGAUAUUGUGGUCGGCUCACAAGGCACUGCUGUUGUCUUAAGGUCCAGGCCCAUUUUUAAUGUCAAGUCACGUCUCUCUUUUCAACCUAAAGAGUUAAAAACUGAUUCAAUUGACUGCACUGGUAACACUGAUGGACAUUUACCAAUGGUUACCUUACAAGCCUGCUUUGAAAUGGUAGAAACAACAAAGUGCAAAGCAGCGGCAAUGGACCUAGGACUGAACAUCUCGUACACACUCACUGUGGAUCCCAAGAGACAAACGUAUCGAGGUUUCUUCAGUGAAACCGACAAGAAAGCAAGGAAUAUCACCUCUACCUACGAGCUGAUUGAUGCAAACACCUGCUUCAACUUCUCCAUCUACAUGCCAAAAUGUGUGAAAGACACAUUAUUGCCCAUCAUCAUCAAACUAAACUUUUCCCAAGUUGACAGUGAGAGUGCAAGUGCUGUCCUGAACAUGGACAGCGAAACGCAGGCUGUUGUUCAGGUUCCCUUUGAAAAGCACUGUAAAACAAAUGACAGCUGUAUUGCUGAACUUGAGGUGGAUUUCGACUUCAUGACCCCAACAUUAUUGGUGGCUGAAAAUACGUACUUCAAAGUGUCUGUGACACUGUCCAAUCGUGGAGAUGACUCAUACCACACCAGCCUAACAAUGCACUAUCCUCCAGGCCUCUCCUUCUCCAGGAUGACUCUUGCAAACUCAACGAGAUCAACGCUCCACAGCUGUCAAGAUCUACAUGGAGUACGCAACAAAACUAUAUGUAAUGUCAGCCCUCCUGUGUUUCGCAGAUCAUCUGCAACAUUUACAACUUAUUUUCACAUCUUGAAGGAAUAUGAGUGGGAAGACACAUUGUUGAUGACCAUUACUGGAAAAAGUGAUAAUGCAAACUCCAGCAGGACCAAUUCCCGGACCAAAAACAUCACAGUGCAAUUUGAUAUUAAAAUGGCAGUCACUAUGAAAGAAGACCCUAUCACUUAUCUGAACUUCACACCAGAGGAUACUGGACCGAAAAGAAUGGUUACUACAUAUCAGAUAGAUAAUCUUGGUUUCAAAGCCUUUCCUGUCAAUGUGUCCGUGUUCUUCCCAACUAAACUGGGACAUAACUUUGAAAUGAUGAACUAUCAAGUCUAUGUCCAGCAGAACAAAACUCAAUGCACAGGCGUUACCGACAUGAAAUCUGAAUACUGCUCGCCAGAAAAAAAAUGCAAAGUCAUAGUGUGUGACAGUUUCAUCCUGGAGAGAGAAUCACCCACUGAGAUUACACUGUCAGGACACGUACACUUUAAGGAUCUAAAUCAGCAUGCGGCGAAUAUUGACUUUCUUAAACGAUAUACCGGAGACAGCGCAGAGGUUAAAUUUAAAAGCUUUAUACGUGUUGACUAUGACAAGCAACGAUAUGUGCUGAAUUCUAACAAACCACAGGAGAUGUCUGGCAACAUUCCAAUCGGGACAAUGACUGAAGUUCGUGUUGAGUUCAUAAUCCUCCCGGAUAAAGUGCUGAUCAUUGCAACUGGAGCUGGAAUGGGAUUCUUACUUCUGCUCAUAAUCACAGUCAUCAUGUUUAAGUUGGGUUGCUUUAAGAGGAAAACACCUGACUAUUGUGAAGACCAGGAGGAAAAAACUGCUCUUCAGCCCCCCACUGACACCACCAACGGGAUAGUCAUCAAGUCAGAGACUGACUGCAUAUCUGACCAUUCUUCAGAGGACAAAAAUCUUGAUGAUGGUGAGGCCAAAGGCAGCACUCCGUAACCCACCCCAAAUCUAAUGGUUGUGUUUAAAACUUUUAAGCAGGGAUGAUGUGAUUGUGUGAUCAACAUUUGUCAUCAUAAUAGGACAUUUUGUACAUUCAUCCAAGCUAAUUUGAACUGAAGCUAAAAUAUUCCUUCAGAUAUAACACAAAGUAUGAGUUUCCUAGUUUCACUUAUUAAUCAGACACAAAUAGGCCUGCUGAGUUUGGAUUUCCAUUUCUACUAUCUCACCAGUAAGGUUUUUCCCUCCUGUGGAUUUGGAGGAUCGUGUCAGAUACAUAUUUUUUCUUUUAGACUGAGCUGAAACAGUUACUGGGUUGUGCACAACUAAAUUAAAGGGACUAUUGCUGCAGCAAAACUUAAAAUGUAGUUUCUGGCCAGAACAUUCUUUUGUUGGACAUUUUCAAUAUUACUAUUUUCUUGAAAAGUGUUAGUGUGUUUGUGUUUUCAUUCUCUGUCUGAAGUCAAUAAUCAUCUACAGCCAAAGACUAAUUAGUUAUUAAGUGCCAAUGCAUUGGAUUUCUAUCUUAUCUUUAUCCCUCAAACCAGGACAUUACUAAAAGUAUUGAAAUAGUGAUCACAUACCAUGAGGUGUUUUUGCAGGUAAUGUUGAAGGCUGAUUAGAACCUGGUUACAACUCCGUCAACUGAUACAGAGGAGGACCUGGAAUACAUUUUGGCAAAUAUGCUCAUUCACUUUCUUGCUGAGAGUUAGAUGAGAAGAUUGCUGCCACUCAUGCCUGUCUGUUAAAUAUGAAGCUGGUGCAAGGGUAUGUUAGCUUAGCUUACCAUAAAGACUAAAAACAAAAAGUGUAAAAAUAACAAGUUUUAGUUUUACAGGGUGUUAUGUGUUAGUUUUUUAACCUUUGGACAGACUAGCUGUUUCCCUUCUUCUUUCAUUCUUUAUGCUAAGCUAAACCAACUGUCUCCUACUGUAGCUCCAGAUUCCAAAAGAUUCUCACUCCCAUCAUGUAAAAUACGGACGCUUGGUCAGGUGCCUUUGGCGUUGUUAUUGACGCUAAAAGUCUCCUUUAGCGUAUAUCUAAACGUGCUUUAUCUACACGCGCUUGAUCGGAACUAUUGGCGUCACCUUUGACGCAGUUAGGUUAAGGAAUAGGUCGUGGGUGGGCUUACGUUUCCAUGACACGCGGGAAGAACGGACAGUUGGGUUUAGGAAAAGAAGAACGGGACGGUUUGUUUUAGGAAGAGAAGAACGGAUGGUUGGGUUUAGGAAGAAAAGAAAGCAACGGUUGGGUUUAGUAAUACAAGAAAGCGACGGUUGGGUUUAGUAAUACAAGA